AUGCGAAUUUUCCUCCUCUUCAUUCUCGUCGCUCUGCAACAAUUUGUCGACAGUCGCGGAGGUCGAAGAGGAGGGAAGGGCAAAGGGAAAAGCAAUCUGCAAUUCGCACAAGUAGCCGAGUUCUCAUUGAUUCAAACACAACUCGCCGACAAUCGGAGUGCUCACAUUGUUACUGGUUCACACUUCAGUCAGACAUUUCGUCUCGGAUACAAGUUAAUUAUUAUUUGUAAAGCAAAAGGAGAUCCACGACCAACCAUAAAAUGGUAUAAAGAAGGCGCUGAACUUCAUCCAAAGCAUAACACUCACUACUACGAGAAACCACUCGGUGAAGAUAUGCUCUGGAGCAAGUUGGAAAUAGAUCCAGCAACGAUGGGUGAUCAAGGAGUGUAUGCAUGCGUUGCCAACAACCAGCAUGGAGUGAUGGCAAAGAACUUCAAGGCUGAAUACACCUAUUGA
Molecule: messenger RNA, 456 nt
Organism: Cooperia oncophora
Lineage: Eukaryota; Metazoa; Nematoda; Chromadorea; Rhabditida; Trichostrongylidae
Source: the annotation of a GenBank genome assembly